UUCCAAGAGAAACAUGUUUUACAAAGCGUUCUACUGCGUUCAAAUGAUAUUCGUAUCAAUCAGUUUUAUAUAUACGUUGGAAUGGGGCGAUGAAUGUGAUUUGGAAAAUGGAUCAAAGGGAGUUUGCAUAGAAGCUCUAAAAUGCCAGCAGGUUUACAUGAGCCUCAAACUUGGUAUUGGGAAGGUUCCAGCUCCUUGCGAAUACAAAGGAAAAGAGACGACGGUUUGCUGUGGCGAUAAAAAUGCUACGUUAUUGAGAGGAGUGCGUAGUGUGCAAGCUUGUAAUAUUUGGUUAAGGUCAAAGUUCUUCUCGGAGAGGAUUAUAGGCGGAGGUGUAUCAGCUUUAUCAAAAGAGUUUCCUCACAUGGUUGAGUUAUUUCAGGAUUCCAUUAGUAAAUCAAUAUUAAUAUGUGAUGAAUGCGAUUUGGAAAAUGGAUCAAAAGGAGUUUGCAUAGAAGCUCUAAAAUGCCAGCAGGUUUACAUGGGUCUUAAACUUGGUAUUGGGAAGGUUCCAACUGUUUGCAAAUACAAAGGAAAAGAGACGACCGUUUGCUAUGGCGAUAGAAAUGCUACAUUAUUAAGAGGAGUACGUAGUGUGCAAGCUUGUAAUAUUUUGUUAAGGUCAAAGAUCUAUUCGGAGAGGAUUAUAGGUGGAGGUGUAUCAGCUUUAUCGAAAGAGUUUCCUCACAUGGCCGCUCUUGGGUAUAGUGCUGAUGGUAGCAAGAGGACUAGUUGGAGUUGCGGUGGUAGUUUGAUCAGUUCGAAAUUCGUUUUAACCGCAUCCCAUUGUUUGCAUAGCCCAGAUUUCGGUCCGGUGAAGCACGUGAAAAUAGGAGAUUUGGAUAUAAGUCGUAUCGAUGAUGACGCUUAUCCGCAGUACUUUAAAGUACUCAAGACUUACAAACAUCCUCAGUACAAACGACCGAAAAAAUAUCACGACAUUGGUUUAAUAGAAUUGGAUGGGACAGUAAAUUUUACUGAAUACGCGUAUCCCGCUUGUCUGAACAUCAAUAUGACCUCACCGAAAUCCUUCAUAGCCACUGGUUGGGGUUUGUUGUCUUUCUUCGGGAAAUCCUCAAAUCACCUGCAAAAAGUCACAAUUUUCGAAGUCAACAACACGGAAUGCAACAGGAAUUACGGUGUUAAUUUAAGAACGCUGCAGGACGGUAUUGAUGAAAAAACACAAAUUUGUGCUGGUGAUCCUGGAAAGGACACCUGUCAGGGAGAUUCUGGGGGUCCGCUGCAAACUAAAUUCUACCAUAACUGCUAUAUUCACGGGGUCACGUCUUUCGGAAAAGCUUGUCUUUUGACCAACAGUCCCGGUGUUUACACGAGGGUCGCUAAUUACAUAGAAUGAAUUGAAAAUAUUGUUUGUAUGAAUCAGAUUCUAUAUCAUUGCAGCAGAGAUUGCUACAAUGUCAACAUGUCUGUCCGUUUUCUUGUUUGUGCAAUUGUAAUAUUUAUAUCUAUAAAUUACGGAAUUUCGAUUAAAUGGGGCGAUGAAUGUUUGUUAGAAAACGGUGAAAAUGGUGUCUGCGUUGAGGCUUCCAGAUGUGAGCAAGUUUACAAAAGUAUCAAACUCGGUGUAGGUAAACUUCCGAAGUUGUGCGAGUACAAAGGAAAACAUACCACGGUUUGUUGCAGCGACAAAAAUGUAACGCACAUUACAGGAGUGAGAAGUGUGCAAGCUUGCAAUAAUUGGAAUCGCUUUAGAAUUUCGUCAUCAUCUCUUGCUUUCUAUAUCCUUGGAGGAGGAGGUGAACCAGCAUUAAUAGGGGAAUUUCCACACAUGGCUGCAUUAGGGUACGCUGAUAAUGGAACGAACGAGACAGUUUGGGGUUGCGGCGGUAGCCUAAUAAGUUUAAAAUUCAUCUUGACUGCAUCACAUUGUUUGAAUACAUUUUCAUUUGGACCAGUUAAGUAUGUGAGACUAGGAGCAUUGAAUAUAUCAGAUAGUGUUUCGAAAACGUUUGAAGACUUUCAAGUGUUGAGAGUGUACAGACAUCCACUGUACAAACGACGUAGUAAAUACCACGAUAUUGGUUUGUUGGAAUUGGACAGAUUAGUGAACACUACGCUAUACAUUCAACCUGCUUGCUUGAACAUCAAUUUGACUGAUUCACCUAACUAUCUCAUUGCUACUGGAUGGGGUUUACUGUCAUUCUUUGGAAAACCGGCGGACCAUUUGCAGAAAUUGUACCUUAACCACGUGAAUAACACAGAAUGCAGACAGAAUUACCAUGUGAACGAGCGCAGUUUACGUAAAGGUAUUCAAGAGCAGCAACAAAUUUGUGCGGGUUUUGUAGGUAGAGACACCUGCAAAGGAGACUCCGGAGGACCGUUGCAAUUCCAAAAUCAGAAAGGUGCUUCUUACAUUUACGGAAUAACAUCUUUUGGAAAACCUUGUUUAUUGACACCUAGUCCUGGAGUAUACACGAGAGUUGCCUACUAUAUAGAGUGGAUAGAGAAUAUCGUUUGGCCAAAUGGCUCAAGUUAUGAAUACUAUUUAGAUAUAUUUACUAAUUUAAGAUCUAGAAAAUAGUAAUUUAAAUAAAGAGACGCAAGUACUUUAUGAUCUUAAUCUAAUUUAUCAAAAUAUGCAAGGCU
This is a messenger RNA of Nicrophorus vespilloides, 2607 nucleotides long. RefSeq lists its product as uncharacterized. Gene Ontology annotation, biological process: proteolysis. The record is from RefSeq and is a predicted model, not a curated record. NCBI's taxonomy places the organism in Eukaryota, Metazoa, Arthropoda, Insecta, Coleoptera, Silphidae. The transcript is spliced from 14 exons. Gene Ontology annotation, molecular function: serine-type endopeptidase activity.